Molecule: messenger RNA, 8298 nt
Organism: Metarhizium album ARSEF 1941
Lineage: Eukaryota; Fungi; Ascomycota; Sordariomycetes; Hypocreales; Clavicipitaceae
Product: glycosyl transferase, group 1 family protein
Exons: 3
Coding region: 1-8298 (2765 amino acids)
Molecular function (GO): glycosyltransferase activity
Source: RefSeq, a predicted model, not a curated record
AUGGCGAUUAGCCAUCUUGGGUUGUCGGCCGUUGGUUGGCACUUGAUGAUCGACUCUUGGUGGGACCUAAUAGCCAAGGAAGAGCUCAACUCCUUUGGCGUCUUCCUUGGAAGCCUAGCCAACCCCCCGACCGCGGCCCAGCAUCGUCUCCUCUCUCAAUGGGACAUACUCGUUCUCGAUCCUUUUCAGGACGGCGUCACAGACGCAUUGAAGACAUGCCAGCCCAUUUCCAAGCAUGUGCUUGGUCGUAUCAAUGUGGAUGUGCUGACCAAGCACUGUCACUCGGGCGGCAAAGCAGAGAAUACCAUCGAAAAGUUGAACGUGGUCACGGAGGCGUUGGAACGGCAUCUGCUCGUCGGGUACCGCGGCGUGCUGCUCGCCGGCUUCCGCGAGCAUUUCCAGACAGCAGUCAUGAAUGAGCUGUCCAGCUACAUCAGAAAGCUCGGGCUCGAUGUGUGGCUCGAGCUGUCGUGCCCAGAAUAUCUGGCCGAGGAGGAGGCCCGCGCGAUUGACAUGGAGCACAUCAAGGGCAUCGUCUACCGCAACGGCACGAUCCGGCGAGAUGGUGACCGGCAGAACUUCUUCCAGAUGGCGGCGAUGCGCACUGUGAUGCGCGCAGUCGCCGCACAGCGAGUGGCCCAUGGUCCUGCGCUCGUCAUGUGGGAGACGGUCGACAACGACAAGGAAAUGCAGUUCGCCGUUGUCGUGCGCGCCUACAACUGGUGCACGUACAACAGCGCGCUGUGCUGGGUAGGGCACGCCGAUGCGCUAUUCAAUGCCGAGUCUGCGCGCACCCGGUCCAUGACGGCCAAGCCUCUGGGAGCCCUCAUGUGGUUGAAGAAUGAGGCCAACAUGAGCGCCCACGACACUUGGCGUGCCAACGACAAGAUCGCCAUCACCUCCUCAGCUAGUCGGGAUGCCAUCUGUGACUCCAUAUCCGCCUUUCUUCCAGGCCUCUCGUCACGCCUUCGUCUUCUCCCGCCGAUAGUCGACGCCCAUCAGGUCCCGGUGCCUCGGCCGCAGGGCACGCCGGUUCCCUCGGCCCGACGCGAUCCCUUCCUCAACCCUUCCUCGGCCAAGACAAGUGCCCUGUCAGUUGAGCCCCGGGACCGCAGCGUCGACCUCGACGUGGACCUCGACCUUGGUCUUGAUCUCGACUCCGUAGGGCUCGGCUGCUUUCAACUCGGCCACAAGGCUGGUUUUGCCGACUUUGCACAGAUUCGCGUGAACCAGAGUGGCCUCGCCGAUCUUGACCUGUUGACGAGGCUUGGGCCUGACGAACUCGGUACCGUGUGCAGCCAAAUUGAGACACUGUGCAACGACCCCGACCUCAGCCCAAAGACGCUCAAUGCAGUCCACGAUCUCGUCCAUCUGCUCCGUACAUGUGCCCCCGACAAUGAGCAAGAUGCACGCAUCAAGAUCUUCUCGGGCCUGCACUCCGGCUUCCAGACCGACUCCGGGACGCAGUACUGGGGUUUGUACACCCUCGAACCCUCGGAUUGCAUUACUCUUCAUCUGUCCAACAAGGCCAAAGACCGCACAGCAACGAUUCUGCAUACAUUUCUAUCCAGUCGUCAACUUACAUGCGCCGAGUGUCUCCUGGCUGAACAGACCUUGGCGCGUAGGACAGGUCGACUAGACGAGGCGUGGCAGCUGGGUGCUCGCAUCGUAAACGACCUCGAGCGUCUCUCGCCAGCCGAGGCCCUCCUGCUUACUCGACAACUACACUCCUCUACAGUCAGCUCAGAGUUCCUGGCCAAGAUCCGUGACUGCCUCGACUAUCAGCUGCUCGACAAACCGUCUCUGACCCAGCAGCGCGCUCUUGGCUCUGUUGACUACCUGAGCGGCGCCAUCUCUGCCGAAAACCUGGUUGAGUCUCGUCUGUCAUGGCUCGCUGGGAAAGGCUGCUGUACCCCCGAUCGUGCCGAGGCCGUCAGCCUCUUUGCGGAAGUUGAGAAUCGUCUGUACUCUGUUCUGAUACAAAGGGAAACCUCGGCUCUUGAGGAGCUGAGCCGUGGCAUCCAGGAACUCGUGCAAAGCGGGCCGGUCGAUGCUGGUGUCGACAUCUUUGCUCUCGCCGUCUUCUGUGCAUUUCGCAAGCUUGCGCUUGACGAAGUCUACCUUGAGGUCCUGGAUCGCAAUGUAUACCCCAACCACGGUGCCGAUCAGGCGGGUUGCUUCGCCGAGAAUUUCGCUCUAGGCUCGCGCUGCGACUCCUUCUUCGAUGCCACUCCACGCGCCAUCGGUCGCAUCAUUGCCAGCCGAUACCGCGAAUACUAUAUGAAGUAUCAGCCGCCGUUGCGCGACGAGAUGUUUACAGAGCUCCCGACAACGUACGCUUCCAUGCAGGUUGAUCUUGAUCCCAACGUCGGCAAGGAAAAGGUGGCUUUAGCAUACCAAAUCACUUUCUUUGCCAUAUUCGCCGUGCCUGCGCUUAUCGACGUUAUGCUGCUCACCACCAUUGGACGUGGCUUAUACCUAAGCACCUAUAUGUCUUCGGAGCAGAAGACUAUGGCAACAACGGCCCUCAUGCUAGCUCUGCUGAUGAGCGGUUCAUUUGGGGCUUGGAUCUGCUCAGGUGGAAGCUAUUACUUCUACGCAAACACCUUUCCUGCAAUGAACAUGUUCGUGCUCACCCGAUGUGUCGCCGGCUUCGCCACCACAAUUGUCGCAGCCAUCGGCGGCUUCAUUGUCAUCACGUUUGUCCAGAGACUAGAGGCUGCACUCAUCUUUCUGUACUACUUUGUGAUGCUGUCCACAUAUCUGCUGGUCCUGAAUGCCCUGUCCAUCUACCAGCUCCCUGGGUCAAGCUUCCUGUCAGGUCGAACCGUCAUCUUCUAUUGUAUGCCCAUCAUGUUCAUCUCACCCGUUGUUAGCAUGUUCGCGGGGCGCGACAUCGUUGUCUACCUCCCGGUUCUCAGCUGCUUCUUGAUCGCUCUCCUGCUAGGUGCCCGGAACAUUAUUUCACAAUGGAGCUCUUGGUAUUUGAACAUUCCCUUUGUGACCGACGCCGAAGUAAUCGGCUGGUAUCGCAGGGGGACGAAUGCUACCGCCGCGAAUCUCGCCAGUCUGGAUGACAAAGACGUGAUGCCCCUGGCGCGCGCCGCGAUCCACGCCGCUGUCCUCAAAGAGUCGAACCGCUUCUACCUCUCCAGGGCCUCCCCGGACCUACUCGUCAGGAAAUUGGCUGAAGGCUACCAGUCUACCAUGUUCCUCAUGCGGUGGUAUUGCAGGCAUAGGAGAACUCCCUUGCCAUUGCCCUACAGCACCACCUGGAACCUGACUCUGAAAGCCGGCAUGGAGAAUUUGACCAACAUGCAGAAAGGACUCAAGCUACACAGUGCCUUCCUGCACUGGCGAGCUACUGGUCGCGACAUCUGGUCUGGUCUUCUCUAUUUCGUCGUGGCCCUCUUGGAUAAAUGGGUUGCUCUUCUCACUGGCGGCGGCUUGGUCGGCCUUUCUGCUGCCAACAGCGAGGAAUUUCGACUAGGCAUUGGCUUUGGCCUGUGCUACUACCUCGUCGGCGCCGUUUCUCUCGACAUCGUAUCUCAGCCUCUGUGGACAGCUGCCAACGAAAAAUCCAAGAAACCCAUUUCCUCACUGGAGUCCCUUCGAGAGAUCAACAUUGAAGAGGCUCAAGCCAGACGCAGUCUCUACUGGAGGUCUCUUUGCAAGUUCUUCUUCCUGCACAUCUGGGGUGCUGCCGUUUUUAUGGCUCUUAUGUGGGUGUUCCAAUCCUCGCGCGACAACACCAUUACGUUCCUGGGAUACAUCGUCGCCUACUCUGGUCUGCUCUGGUAUCAGUUUAACAAGAUCUUCUGUGGAACUAGGAGCGCCGCUGCCCUCGCUGUUGGCGCCUUUGUUGGUCUUCCCACCGGCCUUGUACUGCACAAGACGGGCCCUGGCUUUGGGUACAGCGGCCUCAUAUGUCUGGGUGUUGCUACGUGGGCGUCCUGUCUUUGGUCCUUCUUUUAUACCAACCUAGGCUGGCCAACUUUCUUGAAGUCUGGGCUAAUGUCUGAGAAGUCGGUUGAAAAGCACGACGUGGAGUCACCGAACGUUACCUACUCUGUCAGUGCCCUGGAGCCCUUCCCGGAGUUGUCCCAGAGCAGCGUUUGCAAAUUAUUCGAGUCAAGUCGCAAUCUGCCAGAGGACGAGCGGUACUUUCUCGAUCCAGCUGAACAUCCUGGCCAAAGGGUUAUUGAUCUUUUAUCUCCGCACAGGAUGCUCCGAGCUCCUGAAAUCCUCAGGGCCGCCUUCCCAGCAGCGGGCGAGCUGCUCCAAGCGGCUGUGGAAAAUUGGAAGUCUGGCAAGAUUGUCGUCGAGCUCGUGUCCUCCCAUCAUCUCUCCCCGUCGGACAUUGACAUCCGGUCCGUUAGUCGUCAUCUUGGCCAAGUGCUGCACAUUUUUGUCAUUCUAGACUCUGACUAUGUCCACGAUGAAGGUACGGCGAAAAUUUAUCGUCACUGGAAGGUCAUCUCGGAAGCAAUUAUCAGGGCCACGGCGCAGCAUCUUCUUGGCCUAUCGUACCAUGACUCCAUCCUUGCCGAGUUGCUGGUUGUUGAUCAUUUUCACCAUGUUGAGAUAUCCCUUCCCAUAGGCGUCAAGCGACAGCUCGAGGCGUCGCCCGCGGAGCGAACUCGGGUAAUGCGUGAGGGCAACCAGACGCUGCUUCGCUAUGUUCUUCUCGGCGUGGACGUGGAACGUGAGUGGGACCUGCUUCCCAAGCAUAUUCGGCGCUUCCUACUUCGGCGUUGUGAUGGCUCGUCUGAACCCUUGUCGAAUGAUGAGGAAGUCUGGUUGCAGCAGAGAACGUCCUCGCGCGGCUCUCCUGGAAAUAUCGACUGGCACAUCGCUCGUUGCAAACUGGGCGUGGCUCUCACCCACGCCAUCCUCAACUACGCCCACAAUCUCGAGGCCGAGGGUUACUCGGAGAGUUGUCACGCUGGCAGCGAAGGGCACGAUAUUAUCGUCUCGUCUGGUGGCGAGCUCUCCAACACAAGGCUCCCAUCCCUCAUCAAGCCCGUCUCAUCACGCAUCCUGCAGAAGGUCAACCUGUGCAUAAAGUUUUUAGUCCUCUCCUUGACAGCCGACCCAGAGUACCAGAGAGAGCUGGAUUUUGUGAUUCAGAGCAAGCCCGGCUCGCUCCGCUGGCCACUGGUCUUUUUUCUCAACGCUAUCUGGUCAUAUUGUAAAUUCUUGCAGAAUGUCCUAGUUCCAUUGGUUUUAUUCCACGGUCGGGAGCCCGUGGCCAGGAUCCAGAAACACAUCAAAGGGAUGACCACUGUCCUGGAAAGGCGCAAGGUCAUCACCGAAACCUUGAGUGGUCCUUCUACCUGGUUCUGGACUGUUGGAGCCGACGGAAGCUUGAGGGUGUCUCAAUACAACGGUCGCCACGAUGAAGAGCCCAGCGACGUUCAGAAGCUGGUGGCUGUCAACACAUACACGGACAAGCUGGUCCUACAACAAAGGGAGGUCUACAACAAAGGGGUGGUUGCAAGCACGUACCACUAUGAGUACCGGGACGGCGAAUCCAGACUACCUCUUCAACGUCGGUGCCUAUCGGGCGAUCGCACGGGCGAGGUUGUCGAAUAUGACCGUCGGGGAUACAUCACGUCUGGCUCCGCCAUGAGGGGUGUCAACCGCGUUACAUGGAAGUUCUGGUAUCGCAAGAAUGCCAAGCACGAGGAUGAGUUGCUCUGGGCCGAGUAUACCUUCCCUCACAUAACAAUCAAGGUGCUUUGGAGCAUGCCUCCCCGCAACCCUCAGAAGCUUCUUGAGCACUGGAUCCCAUUCUCCACCGUCACGGAGGCUACGUUUAUCCACGGUGAAAAUGUAUAUCACGCCUCUUGGGGGUUUGAACACAAAUCCCACCCCGAGGUGUCGGUCACUCUCAACGGCAAUCCUAUAGUGGCCCCACCGAUGAUUAAGGAAGAUUGGUUCCAUGUCCUACAGAAGCCCGAGAAGUGCAGCUUCCAGAGUGAAAACCCGCUGCUCUCCUUCUCCUCCAUCAAGACGAACCCCCUGUCCCGACUUCUUGGAUUCAACGUCAAGAGGUACCCGAUUCCCACCUCGGUGGCGCGUACCCAGCUCUGGAAGGCGUGGAAAGACGGCCGCGAAGUGGACGCCAUCAGUGCCCGAUGGCUCGACGAGAAGCUUCUCCGCUCUGACUACAUCAUGCGCCCAUACUGGAGGAUGCGUGACUUUGGCCGCCUGGAGGGUGCCAAGAAGUACCUUGACGCCCAGGCCGAUAGCAUCAUGGCCCGUGUUGAUCUUGACCCGAGCAUCAGUUCAUGGGUGCACAUUGCCUACAAGAUUGCUGAUCUGUAUAGCUUUGGUCCCGGUGGCGAUGCUCGGAUCAACACACGCAAAUUGGAGUCGCAGCUCCACGAUACUCCAGAGGAGCUCCAUGUUCUCGCCAUGGAUACCUCGACAUGGCCGAAUGAUCCGGGCGGUGUGUCUGCCUGUCGAAGGGACAUGGUCAACGACCUCAAAACAAUCAAAUGGCACGUCGUCGCCGAGUCGGCCAAUGAUUACGGCGUUCCGCGGUUCCAAAUUGAGCGAAACGUCCAGUCGCUGACAAUUCUGCCGCUCUGGGGAUUGGAUUUCCUAAACCCGACACAUGGGGUCUUGGAGGGGAAACUGGACUCAGCCGUGGUGCAGCGAUCACAGAUGACGCGCACUGCAGACAUAACACGGAACUUCUUGCCCAUCCUCAGCAGCCUGGUCAAAUGCUCGCGCACGGUUGACCUGAACCGCCAGCACAUCGAGGAGGCCACCAGGGCCUUGGUGGAUCUCAACACCUAUUUCGAGAAGACGCGUAAUUGGAACGACGUGUGGCAGCACCCUGUUGUCAAGGAGAAGUGGCGCGAGCUGUGGUUGACGGAGACCCUGGAGGGCGCCUUCAACAUUUCCCAGUGGUGGGACUUUGAGAAGCCCAGCCUCAAGCAGCUCGAUUCGGCGCUGGACCUGUGGUGCCGCUACCUUUUCAUCUUUUCCUUGCCUGUCCCCGAGGAGAUUCCCGACGUCUUUCAAGCGUCGCACCACUUCACGGGGGCCACGUACGGCAUCGUCUGCAAGGCCAAGCGCAACUGCACCUUGCACAUCUGGGACCACUGCAUCAGUUUCAGGGAGUUUAGCACCUUUAUGAGCUCGGCCGUUUCGUACGACGCGCCGUUUGUCAACAGCUCGCUCAUCUCCCUCACACACCUCAGCUGCGUUCUGCUUGAGCACCACGCCGAUGUCGUGCUGCCCUGCUGUGACUACUUUAACCCCGGAUGGGAGGUGGAGCUCGGCACCGCCGAGGGUGUUGUCGAGCACCGCCGGACGUUUGAGCGCAAGAUCGACCCGGUCGUCAACGGCAUCUGCAACAUGGAGAAAUUCGAGCCCAUCAAAACCAUCAAGACGGACCAGCCCACGGUGGUCAUGUUGUCGCACGUCCAGUACGCAAAGGACAUCAAGAACGCCAUCAUGGCGACUGACAUCAUCGUCAACAAAUGGGGCAUCAGGGACUAUCGCCUCCACGUGUACGGCGACCAGGAGCGGGCGGCAUCCAUUGCCACGGAGUGUCAGGAGCUCAUCGCGUCCAAGAACCUCCAGGACUACUGCAUCCUCAAGGGCCUGGGCAACCCGUCAGUGGUUCUCCAAGACGCCUGGCUGUUCCUCAACUCGUCCAUCUCGGAGGGCCUGCCGCUGGCCAUGGGCGAGGCCGCGCUGACGGGGGUGCCCGUGGUGUGCACCGACGUGGGGGCCUCGUACUGCGUGGUGACGGACCGCGAGACGGGCGACCGCUUCAGCGAGGUCGUCCCGCCCAACGACUCCGAGUCGCUCGCCCGGGCGCAGAUCAGCGUCAUGGGGCUCCUCGGCCGGUGGGCCGAGUACGCCGACGACCCGCCCGGCGCCGAGGUGCCCGUGCUGGGAUACCCGAUGCCGACGCCGGAGCAGGUCAAGCGCAUCUCGGAGCGCAUCUACGCCAAGACGGAGCAGCGUCGCGCUCUGGGCAUGCGCGGCCGCCAGAACGUGCUCAACAACUUCUCGUCAGAGCGCUACCUGCGCGAGCACGAGCAGAUGCUGUGGAUCGGCAAGUACCGCAGCAGGUCGCACCGCACGCGGAUGGUCGCGACGGGUUCCAGCACGCCAACCUCGCUGCCCUUGACCUGGUCGUCCCGCCUGACGCCCGAGUCGUGGAACUCGCUGUGCAGCAAGGAGAAUCUGUCACGCGCCGGCUGGCGCUCCAUCGCCUCGAGCACCUACAGCGUGCGCGAAAUCUUUAGCCAGCGGGAAAAACAACAUGUUUAG